This is a messenger RNA of Opisthorchis viverrini, 1326 nucleotides long. RefSeq lists its product as hypothetical. NCBI's taxonomy places the organism in Eukaryota, Metazoa, Platyhelminthes, Trematoda, Opisthorchiida, Opisthorchiidae. The record is from RefSeq and is a predicted model, not a curated record. Bases 1 to 1104 code for a protein of 367 amino acids. The transcript is spliced from 6 exons. Gene Ontology annotation, cellular component: cytoplasm.
AUGGGGUUGAGUAGUCAAUCCGAACGUACCCUAAAAGACGAUAAAAAGGCACCUGACAAGAAAGAUGCUACAGAAUACCCAACAGACACAAGUUCGUUCCCUCUUCCGGCCCAGGGCGACGAAGCAACGCACAUCGAUGGUUUGACUGCACUGCAAGAUGGUUUCAGGUCCGCCAGAAACUGGAGUGCACAACUCUACAAGAAGGUCCUGGCAUCCAGUGAAACAACGGCGCGUGCAGUAGCUGAAAAAGUCAAGUUAGAAGAAGUUGGUGCCAAUGUUCGGCAACUCAUUAAUCAGGUUCCACUUAUACGUGAGUUCCAACGGUCCCAAGCAGAAUUCGAAGCUGCGCGUACUUCGGAUGUUGGUGAUGUUCAAUCGGCCGUUCUUCCUUGGCAUCCGGACGUCUCUGGGCUGACCGAUGAAGCGAUGAUCGAAAAACUCAAAAUGCGCAUUCUCGCUCUGAGCAAGCAACCAAACACCUUUCUUCUCGCACCACCAGCAGAGGCUCAGAUUGCUGAUUCGUUUUCGGCAGAUAACGUACAACUGGCUAAGGCUCUACUACGAGAGGAUCCUAAUUUGGAAAGCAUGCGCUACAAUUUAGUGCCGAAACGAAUCCGAGAGGAUUUGUUUUGGCGAAACUACUUCUAUCGUGUCUCGGUCGUUCGGCAGUCAUUCCAGCUUUCGGCAAUGUCAGGUUCUGCUGUUGAUGACGCUCCCGAUUUUGUUUGCAUUGAAGAGAGUUCAGUCUGGAAUGAACCGGAAUUAGGAAACCAGGAAUCCACCGACAGUGCUCCGAACUUUUCAACUGAAUCCAACAAAUCAACGCCAGAGAAAGGUAAAAAGGAAGCUUCAGGAAUGACACGCCAAAAAUGCCCCAAGAAACGGAAGUCUAAAGCCUCGCCAGCGACAGAACCGAACGUGAAAGUGCCUCCAACUUCGGUGACUUCAACAGAAAUGACGGAAGAGGAGAUCUUAGAAGCUGAAUUGGCUCGAGAGGUUGACGAAAUGGUACUCAUCUCGUCGAAACCUGGGGAACCGGACGAACUGGAUCGGGAGCUGGAAAUGGAACUUUUAGCUGAAUUGGGCCAGGAGAAUUCUUCAUGAUUUCUAUUAACCCAAAUUGGUCUUCAUUAUCUUGUUAUUUCUUUUUACCUACAUACCGUAUUACUGUGUGUCUUCUUCAUUAAGCCCACCGAACAAACUACCUAAGACUCGAAGAUGUGAUAUGUUGUGCGUUAACUUUCCCGUCUCCAUCACCAUCAGUUGUUUGAUCGAAAGUUAAUAUAACGUUGUGCUACUCAUUACAACUCAAGUAGCGGAAUUGUA